CACAUCCCUAGCCCUCUUUUCGCCAAAAAUUUGUUGGCGUGUUGUCAGAUUCUUCAGGAUUUGGAUCGCCUUUUCGUUUUACGUACACCAGUAGAAGAUAAAUCAGCGACAAUGUACGGCGGAGACGAAUACCCACCCAAUUCGGACUACUACGAUGAUUUUGCGCACACCGGAGACCCACAGCUGGACAUGGAGUACGAGCGUAACUACUACGCCAGUCGUAUGCCGGACAAUGUCAAGUACUUCCUCAUCAACUUCUGCCAGGCGAUCAAGGAGGGCAAUCUGUAUGACAUCCAGAACAUGUACGAGAACACGUUCCCGCAGAUCAGCGACCACCACUUUGACAAGACCGCCUGGCCGGAGGAGCAGGAGGUGGCCGCCAUCGUAGACAACGACAAGGUCUUCCUGAUCCUGUACAAGGAGCUGUACUACCGCCACAUCCACGCCCGCAUCCAGGGAGGCCCCAAGCUGGAGCAGCGCAUCAACUCGUUUUUCAACUAUUGCGACUUCUUCAACCUUAUCAUCUCGGCCCAGAACCCGGUGAUGCUGGAGCUGCCUGACAUCUGGCUGUGGGAGCUCGUCGAUGAGUUCGUGUACCAGUUCCAGAACUUUGCGCAAUAUCGUGCCCGUCUUACGGACAAAACUGAGGACGAGAUCCAGCAGCUGUGCGUGAACCACAGCAACGUAUGGAGCAUUCUCUGCAUCCUUAAUGUGCUGCACUCUCUGGUGGAUAUCUCAAAUAUCAAGAAGCAGCUGGAGGCCAUUUCCCAAGGCGUGGAUCCCCAGACCGUCGCCGGUGACUUCGGCAAGCUCUCCUUCUACAAGAUGCUGGGCUACUUCUCCCUCGUGGGCCUGCUGCGCGUGCACUCGCUGCUGGGAGACUACUACCAGGCCAUCAAGGUUCUGGAGCCCAUCGAAAUCCACAAGAAGUCCGCCUACUCGCACAUCCCCGCCUGCCAGAUCUCCACGUCUUACUACGUGGGCUUCGCCUACAUGAUGAUGCGCCGCUAUGCCGACGCCAUCCGCACCUUCUCCGACAUCCUGCUGUACAUCCAGCGCACCAAGCAGCUGUACAGCACGCGCUCGUACCAAAACGACCAGAUUAACAAGCAGGCUGAGCAGAUGUAUCACUUGCUGGCCAUCUGCCUUGUGCUGCAUCCCCAGUGCAUCGACGAGUCCAUCCAGCAGGUGCUGCGCGAGAAGAACUACCACGACGCCAUGUUCAAGAUGCAGUGCGGCGAUCUGGAUGUCUUCAAAUCGUUCUUUGGCUUCGCCUGUCCCCGAUUUGUGAGCCCCUCCCCAGCCGCCGAUGCGCCGAUGGAGGACUACGUGAAGGACCCGAUGGAGCACCAAUUGCUGGUGUUCAUGGACGAAGUACGCCAGCAGAAGGAUUUACCCACGACGCGGUCGUAUCUGAAGCUGUACACCACCCUUCCAUUGGCAAAACUGGCUUCCUUCAUCGAUCCCAAUGCCAGCGAAGAUGACGUGUCGAAGCUGUUGAUCCGCCUGCUUUGCUUCAAGCACAAGAUGCGCAACCUAGUGUGGAGCAAGGGACCCAGUGGCCUGGAGGGCACCUUCAAGUCGGGUUCUGAGCUGGACUUCUAUAUUGACGACGACAUGAUCCACAUAGCCGACACCAAGGUAUCACAUCGCUAUGGCGACUUCUUUGUGCGUAAAAUCCUCAAGUUCAACGAACUGAACCGGAAGCUGAAGAACAUCAACAUUUAAGCCAUUUAAGUCGACUACUUGUGACCCGUAAUUAUAUAUUUAAUAUUCCAAACUGGACCGAUUUGUGUUGAUUUUAAUAAUAAAAUCGCUUGCGAUUAUCCACAAGUUU
This is a messenger RNA of Drosophila serrata, 1837 nucleotides long. RefSeq names its product eukaryotic translation initiation factor 3 subunit l (gene eIF3l). The record is from RefSeq and is a predicted model, not a curated record. Gene Ontology annotation, biological process: translational initiation. NCBI's taxonomy places the organism in Eukaryota, Metazoa, Arthropoda, Insecta, Diptera, Drosophilidae. Gene Ontology annotation, molecular function: translation initiation factor activity; protein binding. Gene Ontology annotation, cellular component: eukaryotic translation initiation factor 3 complex; cytoplasm.